Molecule: messenger RNA, 1141 nt
Organism: Andrographis paniculata
Lineage: Eukaryota; Viridiplantae; Streptophyta; Magnoliopsida; Lamiales; Acanthaceae
Exons: 5
Coding region: 29-946 (305 amino acids)
Source: RefSeq, a predicted model, not a curated record
UGAACAGCGAGAUCGGAGUCAACUCGGUAUGGAGAUAGUCUAUCUCCUGUGUUCCAUCUUAUCCGCUUGUAUCUCCUCCGUCGUCCUGUCUCUACUCCUCCCAUUUCGCUGCCUCCUCCGCCGUGUCUCCGCCUCCGAUGACACUCGAAGUUUUAUCACACUAUACCAAGGCACGGUCUGGCACGAGCGUCGACGGCCUGUCCACCACUCAUUCCAAUACACCGUCCGCUAUGCGCUCAUUGACCUCGACGGCGCAAUUCACGCGCCGCCCGACCACCUCUCCGCAGACGAGGCUCGUCGCACUGCUGAGACUAAUGGACCGGUUUUUUUGCUGACAAUACCUCCCAGCGUGGGAUAUGAACAAAAUCCUUUGAAUCUGUACUAUUGUUAUGACAUUGAAAGCUCUGGAAGAACUUUGAGGAAAUGCAUUGCUGAGGUUACCAACACACCUUGGGGUGAAAGAGUGACAUUUGUAUUCAAUCCAAAAUCUGACUUUGUGCCGAAAUCCUUACAUGUCAGCCCUUUCAUGGAUAUGCUUGGGAACUGGAGCAUGAAAGCUAGCGAUCCGGGCGACAAUUUGCAUGUCGUAAUAUCAGUGCAACACCCUGAACUUGGUAACUACUUCACUGCAUCAUUGACAGCCAAAAGAGUCCCCCCUUCCUCUUCCACUAUGGAUCAUUCACGAUUCUUUUGGUUGAUGCCCCAUAGGGUAGCAUUAUGGAUAUAUUGGCAUGCUCUUAAGCUCUGGUGGAAGAACGUUGCGUUCAUCCAGCACCCGAGAUAUGACAAUCCAGCAUACAGACAAGAAGCUUUACUACGGGACAAAAAUAUUCGACAUUGCCCGUCAUUUAGCAACGACACAUCCCACAACCUUCGAGAACAUGAUAGUGAGAAGCCGCAGCCACGGUGCUUCACUUGGCAGGAUGCUCCGUGGCCAUGGUCCUGAAAUAAAUUGUCACCAAGAAUCAUAAUCAGACAUACUGUUGUAUGUAUGUAUGUAUGUAUAUGUAUAGAUCUUAUCUUUGUUUGUGUAGCAGAGAGAGAUCAAAUGCUUAUUGAAAAUGUGACCAAACUAUUGCAUUCGUGUGCUGCAGAAACAUGGAAACGUGCAGAGCCAAGUGUUUUCUUUUGUUUUUUUUCA